Molecule: messenger RNA, 2593 nt
Organism: Chinchilla lanigera (long-tailed chinchilla)
Lineage: Eukaryota; Metazoa; Chordata; Mammalia; Rodentia; Chinchillidae
Gene: Zwilch
Product: zwilch kinetochore protein
Exons: 19
Coding region: 216-1979 (587 amino acids)
Biological process (GO): protein localization to kinetochore; mitotic spindle assembly checkpoint signaling
Cellular component (GO): RZZ complex
Source: RefSeq, a predicted model, not a curated record
GUAUUUAUUUUAACUUUUUUCCCCCGAUGAGAGUGGAAAACCAUUGGAACAGGAAACAUAACUGUGUGCGCUCACAAAAAAGUUUAACUCUGCGGACAAACGGAACUUGUUCUCUGUGAAAGUAGUUCCGGCGGACGGCGUCACGGCCUCUGACGUCAGCGUCCGAGCGCGCAAUUCAGUUUGGCGGUUCCCGACUCUGCUGAGGCCGGGCAGGGAUGUGGGCGCGAACGAACCGAGCGACUGAGGAGUUUUACGCUCGCCUCCGGCAGGAAUUUAAUGAGGAAAAGAAAGGAAUCUGUAAAGACCCAUUUAUCUAUGAGGCUGAUGUUCAAGUGCAGCUGAUCAGCAAGGGUCAACCAAACCCUAUUAAAAAUAUUCUAAGUGAAAAUGACUUGGUCUUCGUCCUGGAAAAAGUGCCUUUAGAAAAGGAAGAAACAAGUCAUGUUGAAGAACUACAGUCUGAAGAAACUGCUAUUUCUGAUUUCUCUGCUGGCGAGCAUACUGGGCCACUCCCUUUAUCAGUUGGGAGAGCAAGACAGUUCAUUGGGCUCUACACCAUGGCUCACAACCCUAAUAUGACCCAUUUGAAAGUCGAGCGGCCCGUUACGGCCCUCCCUCCCCUCUGGGUCAGAUGCGACGGCUCGGAUCCCGAGGGCACCUGCUGGCUAGGAGCUGAGCUCGUCACGGCUGGCGGCAGCAUCACAGGAGUUGUCCUGUAUGCCAUCAGUUGUAAAGCUGAUAAAAAUUACUCUCCAAGUCUGGAAAACUUAAAAAAUGCUCACAAGAAGAGACAUCACUUGUCUACUGUGACAGCCAGAGGCUUUGCGCAGUACGAGCUCUUCAAGUCCAGUGUCUUGGAUGACGCGGUCGCCCCGUCACACACGGCCAUCACUCUGGAUAUUUCCUGGAGCCCUGUGGAUGAGAUGCUUCAAGUCCCUCCGCUCUCUUCAGCCGCCACUCUGAAUAUCAAAGUGGAGUCAGGAGAGCCCAGAGGUUGCUUGACUCAUCUUCACAGAGAACUGAAAUUUCUCCUUGUUCUGGCCGACGGCUUGAGGACCGGUGUGACUGAGUGGCUCGAGCCUCUGGAAGCAAAGUCUGCCGUUGAGCUGGUGCAAGAGUUCCUGAGUGAACUAAAUAAGCUGGAUGGAUUUGGUGACUCUACAAAAAAAGACCCAGAGACCGUGAAGCACGACACUGCUGCAGUUGAUAGAUCCGUCCUUGUCACGGUGCGGGGUGACCUGGAUUUUGUUGAACAACUUUGGUGCAAAAUGAGCAGCAGUGUGGUGUCCUAUCAAGACCUGGUGAAGUGUUUGACGCUGAUCAUGCAGAGUCUCCAGCGCGGUGACGUCCAGCCGUGGCUCCAUAGUGGGAGUAACAGUUUACUAAGCAAGCUCAUUCAUCAGUCUUAUCACGGAGCCAUGGACACAGUUUCCCUCAGCGGGACUGUUCCACUUCAGAUGCUUUUGGAAAUUGGUUUGGACAAACUGAAGAAAGACUAUAUCAGUUUUUUCAUAGGUCAGGAGCUUGCAUCUUUGAAUCAUUUGGAAUAUUUCACUUCUCCGUCGGAAGAGAUCCAAGAGCAGGUUCAUCGUGUUCAGAAACUCCACCACGUUCUAGAGAUCGUGGUCAGCUGCAUGCUUUUCCUUAAGCCUCAGCACGACUUCCUGUUUUCUUUAACACAAUCCUGCAUAAAAUAUUAUAAACAAAAUCCUUUGGAUGAACAGCACAUUUUUCAGCUGCCAGUCAGACCAGCUUGUGUAAAAAACUUCUAUCAGAGCGAGAAGCCACAGAAGUGGAAAGUGGAAAUAAACGGUGGUCAAAAGAAGGUUAGAACAGUGUGGCAGCUGAGUGACAGCUCGCCUGUGGAGCACCUCAAUUACCACAGACCUGACUCCUCGGAUUUAACCCUAAAUGGGAGCCUGGAAGAAAGGCCGACUUUCACCACCACGGUCACCUGUAGCCAGGUGCACUUCAAGUAAAGGAUCCUGGGGCCUCACUGCCACGGGUGAACUCGAUCUCACUGUGUAUGUCAAGGCAGCCUCAAACUAAGGGUGACCUUCCUGUCUCAGCCUCCUGAGUGCUGGGAUUACAGACGUGCACCAUCACACUCGGCCAAUAGUGAACUGAUUUACUAUAAAAAGUUGAUCUCAGGAACGUAGACACACUCAUUCCUUUGGUGCCUACCCAGUGCUUUCGCCAAGCGGGAAGCAAGAUCUACAACCUCAAAGGGUCAUGUCUCUGCGGUGACGCUGUCUUUCACACAGGACAGUGCCACUUUGGGGCAGAUUUGCAGUGAAGAAACCCCAGUCUCAACUGUACUCUCUGGCCCUGUUUCUGUGAAACGAGAAACUGCGUGAUGUACAGCCAGAUGUCCGGGCCGACCUCAGCAGAGGUGAGAUCACAGGAGAGUUUAUUGCCCUUACACGAUUUCUCUUUUCCAAUCUCAAAGCCUGGCACGUACCCUGAAGAGGAGCAGGGACAGCAGCUCUCCCGGAGCCUCGCCACAGACGCGUACACAGCGCGCCCGCGGCAGGGGAGGACGGCCCGCAGAUCCCCCGAGGGCGCGGCUGCUGCCCUCCCGCCGGGCGCAGCG